Syzygium oleosum is the source of this 1228-nucleotide messenger RNA. RefSeq lists its product as uncharacterized. Gene Ontology annotation, molecular function: isomerase activity. The transcript has 6 exons. Lineage: Eukaryota; Viridiplantae; Streptophyta; Magnoliopsida; Myrtales; Myrtaceae. Gene Ontology annotation, cellular component: cytoplasm. Gene Ontology annotation, biological process: biosynthetic process. The record is from RefSeq and is a predicted model, not a curated record. The coding region runs from base 173 to 1081 and encodes 302 amino acids.
AAUAAUUGCCGUGCGUGUCACGGGCAAACCUGCCCCGUAUGCUCCAUAAAGAACUGGACUCUUGCGUUCUUCUCCAAUACAUCGCCUGAUUUCAUUGCUUCUUCUCGAUUGGCCAUCUCUCUCUCUCUCUCUCUCUCUCUCUCUCUCUCGCUCUCUCUCUCUCUCUCUCUCAAUGGAAAGGAAGCUCGUGCAGUACUCAGUGGUGGACGCAUUCACCGAUACGGCCUUCAAGGGGAACUCGGCUGCGGUGUGCAUCUUGGAAGAAGAGAGGGAGGAAGAGUGGUUGCAGGCAGUAGCGAGGGAGUUCAACAUCUCAGAGACCUGUUACCUGACCCGGGCCUCGGCCUCGGAACACGUCAGCUCGGCCGAUGGGAGAUCGAGCCCGAGGUUUCGGCUCAGGUGGUUCACUCCAGUUGAGGAGGUUGACCUCUGCGGUCAUGCAACGCUAGCUGCUGCGCACACUCUUUUCACAUCUGGGAUGGUAGAUUCUGACACCAUCGAGUUUAUGACGUUAUCCGGAAUUCUGACUGCUAAAAGGGUUCCAGAAACGAAGUCAUCCGACAAUUCGAAGAUUCAAGAUGGUGAUGUGCCCGGAAAAUGGAUCGAAUUGGAUUUUCCUGUAGUCCCAAUCACGGAAGAUGAUGCCGAACGGAUUUCCUCUGUCUCCAAAGUUCUCAAUGGCACUUCCAUUGUUGAAAUCAAGAAGACGGCAAAGGGCGACCAUUUCGUUGUUAUUUCAUCAGGGAAAGAAGUUGAAGAAUUUCAGCCUCAGUUUGAUGAGAUACAAAGAUGUCAUGGGAGGGGUAUUAUCAUCACAGGAUCGGCUCACCCAGACUCAGGAUUUGAUUUUGUCAGUCGAUUCUUUUGCCCAAAACUUGGGGUGAAUGAGGAUCCUGUAUGUGGCAGUGCACAUUGUGCUUUGGCAGCUUAUUGGAGUGAAAAGCUGGGGAAAAAUGAUUUUGUUGCCUAUGCUGCAUCGCCCAGAGGUGGAGUAGUGAAGGUGCACAUGGACAAGCAGAACCAGAGAGUGACGUUGCGCGGCAAAGCUGUAACUGUAAUGAGGGGCUCUCUUCUCGUUUGAAUUUCUAGCUCUUCUACUUCAUUUUGGCCUUCUAGCACGUGAAAAUCCUGUACGUGAGAAAUAAAUGAUAUAAAUGAUCUUAUGUUUUGGGUUCGGUGAAACCAAUUGGAAUAAUGUGAACUGCCUGAGAUAGCAUCCUUUCCUGUA